Molecule: messenger RNA, 2529 nt
Organism: Saprolegnia parasitica CBS 223.65
Lineage: Eukaryota; Oomycota; Saprolegniomycetes; Saprolegniales; Saprolegniaceae
Exons: 4
Coding region: 1-2529 (842 amino acids)
Source: RefSeq, a predicted model, not a curated record
AUGUCGACGAGCCAUGGCGCGAUGAAGCACCAAGUGCUGCAGACGGCGACCAAGAUCAAGCUGCGCGAGCUCAACGCCCACGAGCAGCGCCUGCGAUCGCACUACGCGGCGCUGCUGGCAGCGGCCAACCACGCUGCGGCGCCGAUGCGCGACCAGCUCGAGACGCUGUACGCAGGUGUCAAGGACUUGCAGGUCGUGCAGACGCCAUUGCAUCCGGACCUGGAUCACAUGGGCGCGCUCGCCGACUUUGCCACGAGCGACGUCUGGACCACGGCGCAGGCGGUGGCGCAGCACCGAUCGUCGCUGCUCAAGGAGAUCGACCAGCGCCAGUCGCUCUGGCGACACAACAAGCUGCUCGGCGCGCUCUUGCACGAGUCGUUGGCCGAAGAGCUUGCGCCCGUCGAUGUCGAGUGGGAAGCCGUGGGCGACGCGACCAGCAGUGGCGGCGUCGGCGAGCUCACGGACGCUGUCUUUGCCUACCUCGACUCGACCGUCUUUGCCGAGCGGGCCGAGUACGGCCGUGAAAAGUGGGGCCGCGUCCGAGAUGCGCUGAGCAGCGUGCGCAUCGAGCUCAGCGAGUUCUCGGAAGCGUUCCGAUUGCGCGCCAAGGUCUCGAGCGCCGACGUGGUUGAGGCAGCAACGCUUCUGCUGCGCGAUGCAGCGACAUUGGCCGACGACGUGGCCGGCUUUUUGCGCGACGUGCAAGGCAACGCGACGACGCAACAAGAGCUCGCCGACGUGCUCACGAUCGAGUUGGGCAACUUGACCGAGUUUGCGUGGCCAGUGAACGGCGUCGCCGUUCAGUUCAAGCGCGGUAUUAGCGGACGGUACCGCUGCCACCUCCAGGAAGACGCUGUCUCGCUGCUGCUUUUCCAGCACGUGGGCAUGGUCUGGGGCAGCAAGGUUCGAGAGCAGAUGGCGACACUCUUGCACGCCCUCGAGCCGACCGCACGACCGGCCCGCGGAUCCGUCGACGCGACGCGCAAGGAGCUGCGCGACGUCUUUACGCUCGCAGCCCUCAACACGUCCAGUGGCAGCUACGACGAAGUGUCGGGCGAGGUGACAUCGGGGUUCGCCGGCGCGUCCAAGCUCGAUCUCCUGCGCAUGCUCAGCGCCGAGGCGCAGUACCAGGCGGCGUUCACUCCCGAGAAUGCAACCACGUCGCUGACGGCGGUCACGACCGACCUCACGUUCUUUGGGCCGUCCAUCUCGCACGCUGCCGUGCUCGGCUGCCUCCGCUUCUUUGGCGUCGACGAGCCAACGCGCGGUAUCUUGACCCGGUACAUGCAGCUGCCGCUGGUAUUUCCCGGUGCGACUUCGCCCCGCACCAUGCAGCGCGGGCUCUCGGUCGGGCGUGCGAUGACCAUGUUCCUCUGCGAGGUCAUCCUCUUCGUCAUGGACUUUAGCGUCCGGUCGACGACGGGUAUCCACCUCUUCCGGCGCCACGACGACAUCAUCUUCUUCGAUGCGGACGGAGACAAGGCCGCGGCGGCGUGGCGCGCGAUGCAAGCCUGGAACGAUAGCGGGUCGGUACUGCUCUCAAGCGCGCUCACCGGUGUCCACGCCGCGCCGGCGCCCUUGCCGUCGACGCCGAUUCGCUGGGGGUUGCUCGAACUGCAGUCGGAUGCGACCGUCCGCAUCCUAAACGACAAGGUCGACGCGUUCGCACUCGAGCUUUGCGACCGCCUCGCCGCGGCGCCGUCGGUCUUUCGCUGGAUCAACGUCUACAACAAGUACAUGGUCUUCUUCGUCCGCAACUUUGGUUCGGUCUCGCCCGUCUUUGGCCUCUCGCACGCCGACGCGGUCGCCGAGACGCUGCGCCGCGUGCACCGCAAGGUUUUUCCCAACGGGAAUGUGCUCGCAGCGCUGCAAGCUCGCAUUGUGCAGCGGCAUCCAGGGCUCUUGGGCGAGACAUUGCCCGCGGCGUGGGCCCAAUGGCCGCUGACGCUCGGCGGCCUCGGCCUCCACAACCCGUUCCUCGUCGUCUGGUCGCUGCGCCGCGCGCUGCUGGACCACCUCAAGCUCUACCACACGCGCGUGCACGAGCCGUGGCCCAAGGAGCGCAGUCAGUGGCAAUGGCGCGCUGCCUUCUCCACCGAAGCCAUGCGUCUUCGCGAACGCUACGACGUCUUUAAGGAAACGAUCGAGCGCGACGGCCUCGAAGCUGCGUUUGAGACGGUGGAAUUGGCGGACCUGCGGCAGUUCACGACGCUGCCAAGGCACGAGACCACGUUUGACGCCAAGUACCGCGUUCGAUCGCUGUCCGAGGUGCUGAAGCGGGCCGGGGCAAAUGAGACGCCGCAUCUCAAGAACGAGUACGCGGCGUGCAUCUCCCAGGUGACCGAGACGUCGCCGAAUAACGCCGCGUGGUGGUCGACGUCGACAGGAAGCGCUCCGUACUGGCACUGGCUCGCACAGCUCUACAGCGAUCAGUUUAGCUCCGAGUUUGGCACGGUCGCGUUCUUCAGCCGCGAGCUGCUGCCGUCCCAGCUCAUCGAGACCAUCGAGAAGACGGCGGUCUCGUGGUAA